This is a messenger RNA of Moneuplotes crassus, 1422 nucleotides long. The record is from the annotation of a GenBank genome assembly. Lineage: Eukaryota; Ciliophora; Spirotrichea; Euplotida; Euplotidae.
AUGGAAAAGUAUAGGGCAACCCCCAGCAUUUGCGAGUUCUCACAGAGCUAUAAUACGUCUCCUCAACAUUCUAUAAACACAACUAUCUCUCAGAUGCAAAAAUCUAAAUUCUAUAACAUGUUUCUCCGUGAAAGGAACAGGUACCAGCUAAGAGAUAGCUCGAAAGAAGCAUCACAAAGGCUUCGCCAGAUUAGUAAUGAAAGAAUCAAGCAAUCUAUCUCGAUAAGAAGAUCAUGAGAGUUUAUUCCUAAAGAGCUUGUAGUAGAUCUCAAGCAGUCAGACCUCAAGCUACGAAAUAAUAAGUUACCUGACUUCAAAUAAGUUCAAGGGGAAGGAGGGGUUCAAGCUUGCUCUGAAGAAGUACACUUCUAUUCCCACAAAUCUUGCUAAUUGAAGAGUAACCAUCGAUAGCCCAGCUAACUUUCCGAGUUAUAAUGACCUUAAAAAAGUUAAAAUUAAGAAAAAGAAAGAAUCAAUCAAUGGAUAUAAUCUGAAGAAAAAGAUUCAUCAGAAGAUCACUAAGAGUCUGAAGGAGAGGAACUCUGUCAGAAAGUCCCUCCGAACAGAAAGUAAAAAGCUGACCAAAAUUAUCGAGAGGAAACCUGAACAAAGAAAAAAUUUAGAACAAAAGAUAAAUGAUCAGAGGCCUCCUUCAAUGCUUAACUUUAUACCCGGAAUUGGGUCUCCUUCUGAGCCAAAGUUACCACCAACAAGAAGGGUAGACCUGACUGUCCAACUACCAAUCCUGCCUUCACCAGUUUCAGAAUCACCAAUAGGCACUCCGUUGCCAACCAAAAUUUUGAAAUUGGAUCGGAAGAAGAUGUCUCUCAAAAGAGACUUAAUUAAGAAAAAUAUUCUUGAAUUCAUCAAUAAGAAGAAGGACACCACUUUCAAUAAUCACAAAGCAGAGGCUUUGCUUGAAAACAAGAAAUUUGCUAAAGAGGUUCAUGUCAAGGAAAGACUGAAAUCGCAGGAUAUCAGUGAAAGUCUUAAGAAGAAACAAAAAUCCAAACAAAACUAUAGGAGAUUUAGCAUUCUAGGAAAAGACUCAGAGAAGAGUAGAGAGGAGGCACCCUUUGUUCAGGCACAUUCAAAGCCAUUGCAGAAAAUCAAAAAGCCUGCUCCUAAAAAGAUAUCUUCAAAUCCAGCCCAAAACUCCCAAGAAAAGACUUCUAAACCAGCUUCAAACCCUUCACUAACCAAAAAGAAAGCGGUGAAAAUUUCUUGAAAAUCCAAAAGACCAAAAGAAGCCACUAUCCCUCCAGACUCUUGAGGAGCAUUGAUAACCCCUAAGACCAUAAUUAAACUCCCAAAAAUAGAGUACGAUCAGAUGGUUGAUUCGGACAUUGACAAAUGGAGUGUUUCUGAAUAUUCACCCACUGGGUUUUACUGCUAAAAAUUCAAGUAAUCUUGGUGAGCGAG